Messenger RNA from Zymoseptoria tritici IPO323, 2266 nucleotides. RefSeq names its product phosphatidylinositol 4-kinase, PI signaling pathway (gene MgSTT4). The record is from RefSeq and is a predicted model, not a curated record. Gene Ontology annotation, cellular component: fungal-type vacuole membrane; trans-Golgi network; plasma membrane. The transcript is spliced from 2 exons. Gene Ontology annotation, molecular function: 1-phosphatidylinositol 4-kinase activity. The coding region runs from base 38 to 2266 and encodes 742 amino acids. NCBI's taxonomy places the organism in Eukaryota, Fungi, Ascomycota, Dothideomycetes, Mycosphaerellales, Mycosphaerellaceae. Gene Ontology annotation, biological process: endosome organization; Golgi organization; phosphatidylinositol phosphate biosynthetic process.
AAUAAAGCCGCAUGCCAGUACCUCUGUUCCCUCCAUCAUGCCCUCCAAACGCCCCGUGGCAUCCGGCUAUGCUCGAAUCGCCCAGGCAGAAGAGGAAGAGGAGGAGCGAGACUACUCCGAGAACGAGGAUGAUCCAUUCACCGACUCUCGAAUCGCGCUUUCCUCCCCAGGCGCCGACUAUGCCUCCUCACAGCCUCGCCGGCUCGAGACGAUGAGGACUUCGAGCAGUUCACAUAUACCUCAACGAAGACGAGCGAAUAGUAAAGUCGACAUCAAAGCGAUCAACGCGCGGCUAGAACGAUGGGCGGACGAGAUCAAAGAGAAGUUUACCCGCAGGAAGGUCAAGGGAAAGAGCACAGAGGAGGAGCAGUUGGAGAUUCAUCAUUCAGUCUUUCAGGCGCCGGACUGGAUUCGACCUGCGACGAAGGAGGUGCUGGAGAAUGGAUACGAGGACGGACCGGAAGCUAUGUCGAAGCUGGAAUUUGACGAUCUUGUUGAGAGCGUACGAGUAGCCAUUGAGCUGGGUCUGCACCCUACGUUGAUUGCACAAGGUAGUAGUGGGUCCUACUUUGCACGAAACAGUGGAGGGAAAGUGGUCGGUGUGUUCAAGCCAAAGGACGAGGAACCGUACGCGAGCAAGAAUCCGAAGUGGACGAAGUGGAUACACCGGAACUUGUUUCCGUUCGCAUUUGGUCGAGCAAUGCUCAUUCCGAACUUGAGCUAUGUCUCGGAAGCUGCUGCGUAUGUGCUGGACUGCCAACUACGGACCAACUUGGUGCCGUAUACAGACGUCAUCGGACUGAGCAGUAAGAGCUUUCACUACGACUGGAUAGACAGAAGGGCGUUCUAUCGGAAGAAGCGGCCGUUUCCAGAGAAGCUUGGGUCGUUGCAGGUGUUUCUCAAAGGGUACAAGGGCGCCACCGACUUCUUCAGGGAGCAUCCAUGGCCGGACCAACAGAGCGGCUUUCAAGAUGUUCCAUCACAGAAACGGGCGAAAGGGAGAUGGGAUAAUACAUGCAGACCAAGUCGAUCCAGUACGGCUCCCGCAGCCACUGGAGACUAUGACAGUGACGAUGAAGCGGAAGGAUUGGCAGGUGGUCGAGGCAGAAGACCGACAGAGUACUGGACAGAAGAGCUGCAACAGAGUUUCAGGGAGGAGUUGGAGAAGUUGGUAAUUUUGGAUUACAUCAUGCGAAAUACAGAUCGAGGAACAGACAAUUGGAUGAUCAGAGUGGAUAAGGGCGGAAACGUUUCGAUCGUCAAGGAGCCGCCAUCAGACGGUCAGGACGGAUACAAUCGAAGGGAAGAUACCAUGACGCCCGUUCCAGCAAAAGACGGAGGAGGCUCAAUACCACGGAUUGGCGCCAUCGAUAACAGUCUCUCCUGGCCUUGGAAGCAUCCAGAUGCCUGGCGAAGCUAUCCAUUCGGCUGGCUCUUCAUGCCCGUGAGCAUGAUCGGACGCCCCUUCUCAGAAAAGACCAAACGCCAUUUCCUACCUCUCCUCACAUCCAAAGAAUGGUGGAGUGACACUCAAAUCAAACUCCGCCGCUGCUUCGAAAUCGAUGCCGAUUUUCAAGAGAAAAUGUUCGCGCGGCAAAUGGCCGUCAUGAAAGGCCAGGCCUGGAAUGUCGUCGAGACCCUCAAGACUUCCGACCAUGGUCCACUCGAACUCACCCGUCGGAAUCGCGUGCAUGUCUGGGAUGACAUUGUCGACAUACCCGUCGCAGUUCAUCUCCCUCGAGCAUCGGAAGAGAUGCGGCGCCAUGCUGCGGCCAUGGAAGACGAAGAGAUGGACAUUUCAGGCGCGCAUCCCUCGCCAUCCAUUCCCAACGGCGACCUCCUCGGCUUGACCACUUCUUCCCUCCCAGCCGGCAACCCCAACCGCUUCAACAAUCCCCGCCACGACUCUGCCGACGACAACAUCGAUACGUCCUCCACAAUCAAAGAAUCUCUCGACCCCAACGACAUCGCAUCUCAAACCACACCUUCCAAACGCCCCACCGCCCGACGCUCCCAAACGAACCGCAGUCGAAUGAGCCAUGACCUCUCCCGCUCCACACCUUGGCAGCACUCCUCUUCGCAACCACGGAGUCGAAGAUUUAGUCUCAGUUUCGGCUCUUCAUCACGGAGAGCGAGUCUGGGGUACGACGAUGAUGGGGAUUUGGGCUAUGGUGCUGCGGCGACGAGUGAGGGAAGUAUGCGCAGAGUCAUUGUGGAGCGUCUGGAGGUUGUGAAGAGCAAGGCGCCGGUGUUCAGUUGGUGUUAG